AUGAAAAUUAUUACUGGAUAUGCAAUAAUCUUAGGAUUUUUGAUACCUUUCGGCUAUUGCUACAAUAUCACAGUUUCACGAGAUCCUUAUGAUAAAGAAGUUUACAGAUUCGUCAAAGAGGUUAUCAAGGAUUGGAAUCGAAAACACAUUAAUGACACCAAUGAAAUAAGCAUAAUGAACCUGGACAACGACAAGUCAUUAUUUGACAUAGUUAGGCGAGCAAUUCCAAAAGAAAACCCUAUACUGUUGCCAGAAAAUGGAUGUAAAGAUUUUGCAAAAUAUUCAAAUCUAAGACAAAGUUCGAUAUUCAUAAUUAUUUCAAAGGUUAUUGGUGACAUACAAUAUUAUGUAAAUCAGCUUCAUGGAUGCAUGGACUUUGGUUUUUGGACACCAUUGACAAAUACUUUAGUAAUUUUUCCUGUAGAUGUCCAUCUAAUUGAGGACUACCAAUGUGUUUCUCAAAUUUUAACUGGUUCGAAAACUUUAAACUACGUCAUACCAUAUAUUCAUGCAGGAAAAAUUACUAAUAUCUUCAAAGGUGACAUUCUGUUUAAAAAAGUUGAUGUAAUAAGCUUCACAACUGAUACAGACCUCCUCUUUAAUGACAAACUAUCGAGUAUGAAUGGUUACGGAUACACAGCAAUAACAUACACACAAGAAAUGUUAAAAAACAACAAGCUUUUCAUGCCUGAAGUUUUUCUAUUAGAAACAAUUGCUAAACAACAGAAUGCAUAUGUUAAUCGAUAUGAACAAAACUUUACAGGACUUAAGGAACUUGAAUAUGUUGUUAUGCAGGCAGUGGUCGAUAUGAUUGUUAAUUUUGGAUCUCUUUCUAGUUUUUUUGGAAACAAGAGUCUUCCUAAGUCAUUUAAUACUUAUGAAACUAACGGUUAUUGUGCAUUAGUUCCGAUUCGACUGAAUAAUGAGGCACUGAUUAAAUACUUUAUUAAACCUUUUCAAAAAAGUGUUUGGUUUAUUCUCAUUGUUGCUGCUAUUUUGGUCGCAUCCAUAUGCGAGCUAUAUCAUAAGUUGUUGCCUGAUAAUCAAAUGAUCCAACGAAGCUACAUUCUACAAGCUUUUGUUCAACAACCAAUAAAAAUUCGUAAAGGGCGCUUUGUGCUAAGGAUCAUGAUUCAAAUCUAUAUAUUUUCUAUGAUCAUUGUUGGAAAUAUUUAUCAAGGCGUUAUCACAUCGAUGUUACUAGAACCGAUUAAAUAUCAAAACAUUGACAAUAUCCAGGAACUGUUUUCGAUGGAAUAUGAUUUCUACAGUGAUGUUUUGUUCGUUGAAGCUUUUCAAAAAUACGAGACAUUUUCGGAAGUCAUUAAAAAGACCCAAGCUCUUCAUGAGUGGCAACAGAAUUCAGCAUACAUAAAACAGUAUCAAGAUGUUAUGACACACAAUCCUAAUAAUGUCCUGAUUGUUACAUGCAAUGUUGUUCAAGAACUCUUAAACACUCAAAUUGAUCAAAGAACUAAAGCACGUGAUGUUUACUUUGAAUUUCAUCAAAAGUUGGUUAUGUAUUACGAAGAUAUCAUGUUAACAAGACGAAGUCCAUUUUAUGACAAACUAGAUGAAAUGUCAUUACGGAUGCAUGAAUCAGGAAUAAAGCAACAUUGGUCGAUGCGUUUAGGAUAUGACAAGUACAAGACAAGGAAUAAUGCUGAUUCAUUAGUUUUAGGUUUUAAGGAAAUGAAACCUGUAUUUAACGAAGGUUUAGUCAUAGCUAUAGAAACGAUUGAUUUGCAACACAAAAAAAAAGUUCUUCAUUCAUUGCAGACUGCAUUUUUCAGGAUGAACAUUUUAUUUGGUUACGCGUUAAUUUUGGGAUAUUUGAUAUCUUGCGGCUUUUGUUACAACUUCAAAAUGUCUAGAGAUCCUUAUGAUAAGGAAAUUUAUAGAUUUGUGAAUCUAGUUUUAAAAGAUUGGAAUCAAAAACAUAUAAAUAAAACCAAUGAAAUUAGCAUUAUGAACUUGGAUAACGACACGUCAUUGUUUGACGUAGUUAGACGUGCAAUACCGAAUGAAAAUCCGAUUCUGUUGCCAGAGAAAGGUUGUACAGAUGCUGCUAAAUAUUCAAAUUUGAGACAAAGCUCAUUAUUCAUCAUUAUAUCAAAGAUACUAGGGGAUAUACAUCAUUACUUAAACCAGCUACUUGGAUGCAUCGACUUUGGAUUUUGGACACCACUGACAAAUGUUCUUGUCAUUCCUUCUUCAAAUGUUUUUGGUCUUGAAGAUUAUCAAUUUCCUUCUGAAGUAUUAACAGUUACACAAACUUUAAACUAUAUAAUUCCUUACAUUGAGGCUGGAAGGAUUACAAAAUUAAUUAGAGGUGACAUUCUUUUAAAAAAGGUUGAAACAAUAAGCUUGACAGCUAAUACAGAUGUCCUAUUUAAUGACAAACUAUCGGAUAUGAAGGGCUAUGGAUUUACAGUAAUGGCGUAUACAAAGAAUACACGACUAAUUAUGAAAAACUAUAAGUUUUUGAUCACUGAAGUUUUACUCAUAGAAACGAUUGCCAAGACACUGAAUGCUAAAAUUAGGCAUAAUAAUCAAACAGCAAAUUUCAAAGAACUUGAGUCCAUAAUAAAGCUUGGGAAAAUUGACAUGAUAUUGAAUUUUGGCUCACUUUCGAGUUUGUUUGGAGAUCAAAGAGUACUUAAAGCUGUCAAUACAUACGAAACAAAUGGAUAUUGUGCACUAGUUCCAAUACGACUUAAUCGUGAGAAUUUGAUGAGAUUCUUCACAAGACCAUUCCAAGGAAACGUCUGGUUUGCUUUGUUCCUUUCAGCUUUGAUCGCUUCAAUGGUCUGUGAUGGAUUUUACAGACUGUCUGAAAAUUGUAUGGUUUCAGGAAGGUACAUGAUUAUUGACAUUAUGAUGGCAUUCUCUCAACAAUCAGUUAAGAUUCGUAAGGGACGAUUAGUACUUAAAGUUAUGCUUCAAAUCUUCAUAUUUAUGAUGAUUCUCAUCGGUAAUAUUUAUCAAGGUAUGAUCACAUCAAUCUUGCUUGAACCAAAGAAUCAGCACAAUGUCAAUGAUGUCCAGGAACUGCUAUCCAUGGAUUAUGAAUUCUACAGCGAUGCACUGUUCAUUGAAGCUCUAAGAAAACACGAGUCAAAUCUUCAUAUUAUUGAAAAGUCUAAAGUGCUUAAGGAAUGGCUAAAAGGUUCAAAAUACGUCAAACAGUACCAAGAUGUUAUGACUCAACCCCCAAAUAAUGUUCUGAUUGUUGUAUGUGACAUGGUCCAGGAGCUUUUAAACACAAAUAUUGAUGAGAGAACCAAAGCACGUGAUGUCUACUUUGAGUUCCACAAUAAGCUGCUUAUGUAUUAUGAGGAUAUUGUAUUGACAAGACGAAGUCCAUUUUAUGAAAAAUUAAGGAAAAUGUCAUUAAGGAUUCAUGAGACAGGAAUCAAUGACAAGUUUAAGUCAAGUGAUAAUUUAGAAUCAUCAAUGUUAAAAUUGAAGGAAAUCAUGCAAAUAUUUAGAGCCUAUUUUCGUGGUUUAUUUAUUGCUAGCUUGGUCUUUUUUCUUGAGUUCUUUAAAAAUGGCUUGAAAUUAUUUUACCGUCGAUGGAUUAAGAGAUGCUUUAGAUGUAUACAAAAAUAUACUCAUCGUAGAAUUAUUCCAAGAAUGCAAAGAGUUUGA
Messenger RNA from Chironomus riparius, 3651 nucleotides. The record is from the annotation of a GenBank genome assembly. Lineage: Eukaryota; Metazoa; Arthropoda; Insecta; Diptera; Chironomidae.